UUUACAGAAGAUAAUAUCCUCCGGAAAGAAACUGCAGUAGGCGUACUGACUUUCAUCUCCUUGAUCCUCUACCUUUUCGUCCUUCUUGGAUGUAUAAAUAAAGGCGCUGGAAUCGACAACCUAUAUUGGGUUUCGAUCUCCCAGAGCGCAACCCUGCCCAGCACCUUGAAUCUAGGUGAAGUUCGAAUCGGGUAUUUCGGGCUAUGCACCAACAUCGGUCACACUGGUGAGUUAACUUGUUUCCCCCGCGACGCAAUCCCACCUACCUCAUCUUUCGCUUCAUCAUCGCCAAUUCUACUCGCCGCUAUCGCACUGCAAAAACACGCCUUAUACCCUCUUCCCGCAGUCGCCUCUACGAUCUUCCUGCUCAGUACCAUCUACUACUUCAUCGUGAAGGGAAGAGGCGGAAGGAAUAAGAAAGUAGCUAAGGCGCUCCUGGGUAUAAGUGCGACGUUGGGUCUUGCCAGCGCGCUGACAUGUAUGGCUUCUGCGAGGGCACUCGAAGGCGCUGAUGAGAUACUCGGCGGUGUGAAAGAGGUCAGGAGUGGAAUUUGGCUCGGCGUACUCCUUUGGAUUGCAGCCUCA
Cucurbitaria berberidis CBS 394.84 is the source of this 585-nucleotide messenger RNA. RefSeq lists its product as uncharacterized. Lineage: Eukaryota; Fungi; Ascomycota; Dothideomycetes; Pleosporales; Cucurbitariaceae. The record is from RefSeq and is a predicted model, not a curated record. The transcript is spliced from 3 exons. The annotation marks the transcript as partial.